CUUCGAUGAAUCUUUUGAGACAGAUUAAGGAGCUUUUGGGGAUGGUUGAGUUUGAGUUGGGGCGUGUGUAUAGAGAAGCCAAUAUGGUUGUUGAUUGUUUGGUGAAUCAGGCAGUCCAUGAUAGGUGCUCUGUUGCUGAUGACUUUAAAGGGAAGGAGCUGCUUGCUGAUUUAAGGAUUAGCUCUGCAUAUGCUGUGGUGACUAAGGCUAUGUGGGUCAAGUGGGAGCCGCCUCCUGCUGGGACUUUGAAGCUCAAUGUGGAUGGUGCUGCUAAAGGGUUCAACUGGACUGUCGGAUGGGUUAUGGUAAUUAGGAAUCCUGAAGGCCAUGUGGUUGUGGCUGCAGCUUCAUUUAUAACAUAGGUUCUAAUAUGCAAGCUGAAUGUAAGGCAUUAUUAGAUGGUAUUAAUUUGGCUUUGCAAUACAGCUUGGGGGAUUAUCAGAUUUUUAUUGAAUCUGAUUUGCAGAUCCUAGUACAAGUGGUUUUGGGUAAGGUAGUUGUGCCUUGGAUAUGCAAGUCUAUUUUGGACCAGAUUUGGGGUCUUUUUAAUAGGCUUAAUGUUAGAAUUCGGUGGGGUUUGGUUAUCAUCCGUAAUCCACACUGGUCUUCUCUCUCUCCACCCAUCUGCGUCAUCCAAGCGAUUCAGCCCCCUGCUCAGACAUAGGUUCUAGCCCAUGUAUCCAGGUAGUUAUACUGCAGAAGUAACAAGCCUCUCUCCUAAAGCAACAGAGAAGGAUGUUUAUGACUUCUUCUCUUACUGUGGCGAGAUUGAACAUGUAGAAAUCAUCAGAUCUGGUGAAUAUGCCUGUGCUGCCUACGUGACAUUUAAACAUGUUCAUGCGCUGGAAACUGCCAUCUUGCUUAGUGGGGCUACCAUCGCAGAUCAGAGCGUAUGUAUUUCACGCUGGGGAGCAUAUAUAGAUGAAUGUGAUCCUUGGAAUGACCAUUCAUGGAAGGUGGGCAAUGCGAGUAGCUCAACAAUCUCUCACGCAAAUCAGUUUAUUUCCUCUCCUGGGGAAGCUGUAACCAUGACAAAGCAAGUAGUGAAAACCAUGAUAACUAAGGGAUAUGUUUUAAGCAAAGAUGCAUUAUCCAAAGCCAAAGCUUUCGACGAGUCGCAUCAAGUCUCAUCCACUGCAGUGGCCAAGGUGGCGGAGCUUAGCAAGAGAACUGAGCUAACUGAUAAAAUCAAUGUGGGCAUGGAGACUGUUAAAUCUGUGGAUGAGGAGUACCAUGUCUCAGAGGUCACCAUGUCAAUUGCAUCGUGUACAGGGAGAACGGCUGUGGCAACUACAAAUGCUGUAGUCAACAGCAGUUACUUUGCAAAGGGAGCACUCUGGGUUUCAGAUGUCCUCAAUCGUGCAGCCACGGUUGCAGUUGAUUUGGGUGGCCAAGGGGUUAAAAAGUGACACUCUUAGUGGAGACAGGUUGGUUUCAUGACAAAGAAUUACUACUACUUGUUUCGUUACAAUCGUUUAGGCUUUUAUAAGUUAAAAAAGACUUACCAUUGUUUAGCAGAUUAGUUUUUGUGUUUGAUAAUGGGUUUAUAGGUUGUCCGAACUUUGCUUCGUCUUAGAUGACCUUUGUGGAUUCAUUUGUUGUAGUAAUAAAGGUAAACCUUUACUGCAUUAAUUGAAAAAAAAAUGUCAGAAUUCGGCAUAUCUACAGGGAGGCCAAUGCUCUUGCAGAUUUUUUAGUGUCUUAUGCUGUCCAGGCAGAAUGCUGUGCUGAUUUCUCUGUCACUGGGUCGCUACCUGUGGCUGGGAAAUUGGUGUUGCAUCAAGAUCAAUGUUCGCUGCCUACUCUAAGGAGGAAGAAGCUUCUAGUUUUGGAGAAGGAAGGCUGACAAUCUGGUAGUAAUGUUGUUUGUAACAUGGCAUUUUGAAGGAUUAAAGCCAUGAGGUUAAU
Ilex paraguariensis (yerba mate) is the source of this 1908-nucleotide messenger RNA. Lineage: Eukaryota; Viridiplantae; Streptophyta; Magnoliopsida; Aquifoliales; Aquifoliaceae. The record is from the annotation of a GenBank genome assembly.